Chara braunii is the source of this 2882-nucleotide messenger RNA. Lineage: Eukaryota; Viridiplantae; Streptophyta; Charophyceae; Charales; Characeae. The record is from the annotation of a GenBank genome assembly.
CGAGCGAAUGUAUGCUUUGACGUUAGCAAGCAAGGAAGGCCAGUAGAAGUAGCGGGAGAUGGUGUCGAAGGUUUUUUGGAAACCGAGGUGUCCUGCAGGCUUGGAGACCACGUGCGUCGGGGAUGCAAAGUCGGCGAGUGCCUUUGGUAUUGAUGUAGAGAAGGUUGUCGUGAAGGGAGUAGUCGGGGACAGGGUCAAGAUUGCAGAGCUUGUUGUAGAUGGUGGCGAAGUCUGUGCAAGAGAGGUAGCCUUGGGUGUAUCGGUGAUGGGAGGAGUUGGAUAUGAGUCAUGGUGGCGUAGACUUUCUCGGGGGGCUUGUGGUCGGGUCGUCGGGUCGUCGAGAGAGGGUAUCCGCAACGCGGUUGCUUUUGUCGGGGCGGGUUUGGCGUGGAGUGAUAUCUUUCUUGGAGAGGAUGGAGGAGACAAUGGUGUUGUCAGUGCGGAUGGUGAAGUAUUGCCCGUCGAGGUACGGGUGCCACACUGUAAGGGCGUGAAUCACGGCGAGGAGUUCCUUCUCCUUGGAGGGGUAAUUCAUCAACGUGGGAAGGAACUUCUUGCUUGCGAAGGCGAUGGGGUAUUCUCCAGGUGGAGCCUCGGGGUGAGUGGGCGAGUCCUUGAUGGAGGGGGUCUCGGCGGCGUCGCGGGGGAAAUGUUGGGACAGUACGCCUCCGAUGGCGAAGUCGGAGGCGUCAGUGGUGACAUAGAAAUGGCGAGUGGGGUCGGCGAUCUUGAGGACAGGGGCCGUGGUGAUGGUUUGCUUGAGCAAGUCGAAAGCGUGUUGGCGGCGAUCGUUCCAAUGGAAGGGCUCGUCCUUGCGGGUGAGUUAGUGGAGAGGGUUAGAGAUCUCGGAAAAGUUGCGAAUGAACGGGCGGUAAUAGUUGGCAAGGCCGAGGAAGGAACGGAGUUGGAGGAGGGUCUUGGGUGGGGGGUCCUCGACGAGGGUUGUGACCUUCGAGGGGUCCAUACGGAUGCCUUUAGCGGAGACAAUGUGGCUGAGGAUCGAGAGGACUUGGCGGAGGUGUUGAAGGCGGGACUCGAAGGUGGGGCUGAAGACAAGGAUGUCAUCAAGGUAGACGACGACACAGACUUCGAGGAGGUUGCGGAAGAUGUGGUUCAUGGUAGAUUGGAAAGUAGCGGGGGCAUUGGUGAGUCUGAAUGGCAUCACGAGGAACUCGUAGUGCCCGAACCGAGAGCGGAAGGCGGUCUUGUGGGUGUCCUCAUCGCGGAUACGGAUCUGGUGGAAGCCACUGCGAAGGUCGAUCUUGGAAAAGUACUUGGCUCCACGGAGAUGAUCAAGGAACUCAGAAAUCCGAGGACGUCGCCGAUGGGUGGGCCGACAAACGCGAUAUCGAUGCCGGGACAAUGUCCUGGGGAUUGUGUUCAUGACGAGGAGGGACCUUCGCUUGCCGAGGGCGAUGAUGCGGAGGUUGCGGGUCGAGUGGAGGCGGACUGGCGGGUGAAUUGUGCGGCGUUGGGGCAAUUGGUUUGUUGGUGCCCCAAUUGGCGACAACGGAAGCAAACCCCGUUUGCUUGGAGGGGUGAUGUGAUGGAAAAAGCGGGUGCGGGAGGGGGCGGGCGCAGGCUGGUGAUGGCGGUGGAGGAGUCGAUCGUGGUGAAGCAUGCGAGAGAGGAGGUCAGCAAGGGGCAUGUCGGGUUCGUGGGCGAGGGCAGUUGCAAGGUCUUUGUGGCGUACUCGUUUGAUGCAGGAGAUGAACGCAAAGUCAGGAAUGACGGUGGUGGGGAUGUGGUGGCGGAGGGAGUGGACAUAUUGGACGAAGCGGUCCACAGGACCGGUGUGGCGGAGGUGGCAGAAUUGUUCAAGGUAGUCAUCAAUGGUUUUCUGGGGGCGAAAGGUGGUAGUGAGAAGGUUGGCCCAUUGGAGGAAGGAUUGACGUGGUCCUCCGGAGGCUCGACAGUUGCUGACUUCAGCCAUCCACCAUUUGGCGGCAUUGCCGAGGAGGCGGGAGGUGGCAAUGGGGAGCUAGUGGGCAAGGGGCAUGUGGUGGAGGUGAAAAGAGUUAUCGGGGGUGGUGCCGUAGCAGGUGUAGUCGAGUUGUUGUCCUCAAGGAGGGAGUUGGGGGGGAAUGGUGGCAUUGCGGGUGUGUUGGAUGCGCCGGAUGAGGGAGGAGGUGGGGGGAACGAAACGGUGGUGGAUGAUGAGGAGGGGGGAAGGGUUGAAGAGGGAGGGUUGGUGGAUGUGGUGGUAGAGGUGGUAGGAGUGGAGGAGGUCGGCGGGGGGGUGUUGUUGGAGGCGGCUGUGGAGGAGGGAGUGGUUUGCGCUGUGGAGGAGGGAGGUGCGGCCGUGGUGACGACCGUGAUGGAGGGGUUGUUCCCUUCGAGUGUGGUGACGCGGUCGGAUAUGGAUGACACGGUGGCCUUUAUAUCGUUGAGAGAGGCGGUGACGGAGGUUUGGAGGGUGUUGAGUGUGUGGAGGAUGGCGGAGAGGUCGGGGGUGGCGGUGUUUGCAGGUGGUUGUUCGCCUGUGAGGUUGCGGGCGAUGCUAUCGACCGAGUCGGUGCGGAUGUCAGACAUGUGGGUGAUGCUAUCGACCGAGUCGGUGCGGAUGUCAUACAUGUUGAUGGAGGAUGUGGUCAUGUCGGGGGAAGAGGGGGUGGAGAACGCCGCCGGAACGGAUGUGGAGGAUGCUGUAGCAGCGAUGGCUGAGGCGACGACUGCUGAUGAGGUGGAAGCAGGCGCGGCGGCAGCGGCGGCGGCGACGGCGGUUGCGCGUUGGGAGGUCUUGGAUUGGCGUGGUGGCAUGUGGAGAUUUGGGAGUGGCAGGGGGUGGGGGUGGGGAGGGUAUUUACAACAUUAAUCGAUUUAUUUAAAAAUAAAUAAAGGUAUUUGCCAAAACAAUAAAGGGAUAAAAUGUGAAUUAAUUC